ACUAUAUUGAAUACACCAAUAAAAUUAAAAGAAAAUUUAAAAAAUAUUGAAUCAAAUACAAUUAUUCUUGAAAUAUCACCAGAUAAUAUAUUAGUUGAUUUAUUAAAAGAUAAUAUUGAGAAUGACAUUAAAUGCAUCGAAUCUUUAAUGCAAAGGAAUGAUAAUAAUUUAUCAACUUUUUUCACUACCAUUGGGAACUUAUAUACAAAAGGAUUCAAUCCUAAACUCGCAAAAUUAUAUCCCGAAGUACAAUUCCCGGUAAGUCGUGGUACACCAAUGAUUGCGCCUACUGUUAGAUGGGACCACACAAAAGAAUGGCCAAUACCGAAAGAAGGUUAUAGUUAUCAGAAACAAGCGUUUGAAAAAUCCGUAAUUAUUGACGUGAGCAAUCCCGAAUAUGAAAACCUUAAGGGACAUAUAAUUGAUGGUCGUAAUCUAUAUCCAGCAACUGGUUACUUAGUCCUAGUAUGGAAAACCUUAACAGAUACCGAAGGUGAAUUGAUAGAAAAUUUUGCAGUAGAAUUCGAAGACAUACAAUUUCUACGUGCUACAAAUAUUCCUAAAAACAAUACAAUAACACUUACAGUGAUGAUACAAAAAGGUACUGGAAAUUUCGAAAUUUUAGAAAGUGGUUCAGUUGUAGUCACCGGUCGAAUUAAGCGUAUACCGCAUGAAUCUAAUAAAUUACUACGUUUACCCAAAGUAAAACCAAUUAUCAAUGAUGAUGAUAAAUUACCAUUAAAUUCACGUGACGUUUACAAAGAGUUACGCUUACGUGGCUACAAUUAUCAAGGUGACUUUAAGGGAAUUAUAUCUACGGAUAACAGUUGCUAUGUUGGACAAAUUGAGUGGAAAGCGGGCCAUUGGAUUCCGUUUAUGGAUAAUAUGCUACAAUUACAAAUAUUACAAGAGGAUGCCAGAUUUUUGUAUGUGCCGACAAGUAUUCAAAAGUUAACAAUAUACCCACAAGAGCAUUUCCGAUACGUUCAAGACCACGAGGAUGGUAAACGUUCAAUAACGGUUACAAAUUACAAAGAGUAUCAAGUGCUACAAGGGGGUGGUGUACAAAUUGUGGGUUUAAUGGCAACAUCAAUAAAUCGAAGAAAGCCAUUGGGUGAAGCUGUUUUAGAAAAACAAGAAUUUGUCCCAUUAACUAGUUCCAUUUCACAACAAUAUACAGUUGUUGAUGCUAUGCGAAUAUUGUUCCAAUUGGGCUUAGAGAAUCAACCCAAUGUAAAAGUAAAAGUUGUUGAGGUUGAUAAUCAACUUAACGAUAUUCUCACACCUGUAAUUUUUGAAGUUCUCAGCGAUCUUCCAUUAAUCCAACCUGAUUUAACUGUUAUUUCAAAUCGCACGUAUCAAUUACCAAACAAUUGUCAAGUUUCUGAUAAGCCAUUACAAUCUGAAACCAAGGCUGAUUACGUUGUUAUAAAUGAUUUAGUGAACAAUCCAGAUAUAUUAGUAGUAAUUAAUAAAGUUUUAAAAGAUGGUAAUAGCUUUGUAAUAUCGCGUGAAAACUGUAAAACAAAAACAAAUAAUAUAAUCGGCUACAAUAUUCUAUGUGAAAUAUUUAUAGAAAAUGAAAAACUAUUGAUGCUGCGUAAACAAAAAAUAAAUAUUAUAAAACCAGAAGUAAUACAAAUUACAAAUGAUAUUGAAUUCCCGUGGAUAGAAAAAUUACAACAAACAAUUAAAUCUAAAAUACCCACAAUUUUAUAUUCACAAAAUGAACCAAUUAGUGGCUUAAUUGGCUUAAUAAACUGCUUACGAAAAGAGUAUUUAAAUAAUUCAAUUCAAGCUGUAUUCAUAAACGAUAAGAAUGCGCCGGACUUCGAUAUCAGUAAUCAAUUCUAUAAAACACAAUUAGAUCUCGGUUUAGCUGUAAAUGUGUACAAGAAUGGUGUUUGGGGUGCAUAUCGUCAUUUGAAACUGUUCGAAACAAAAACAAUGACUGACACAGCUUAUAUUAAUUGUAUAGUCCGAGGUGAUUUAUCGAGUAUGAGCUGGAUAGAACUACCGUUAUCAACAAAACCAAAAAAAAUCAUUGAAAUAUGUUAUUCGGCCAUGAAUUUUCGUGAUGUAAUGACAGCUACUGGAAAAUUGGGCAUUGAUUUUAUAGCUAAAGCUAAAAGUGACCCAGAUUGUGUUUUACCAAUAGAUUGUGUACAAGGCUUAGAAUUUUCAGGCAUUGAUCGAAAUGGUAAACGGUACAUGGGUUUAAUAUCCCGCGCGGGACAAGCAACGCGUGUUGAAUGUGACGAAGAUUUUACUUGGCCAGUACCAGAUAAUUGGACGUUAGAAGAGGCAGCAACAGUUCCUGUUGUGUAUUCGACAGUGUAUGCUUCUCUGAUUAAAUUUGGCUUGUCUAAAGGUCAAUCUGUGCUGAUUCAUUCUGGAACUGGAGGUGUUGGGCUAGCAGCAAUACAUGUUGCGUUACAUUAUGGUUGCGAAGUAUUUACAACAGUUGGCACUCAAGAGAAAAGGGAUUAUAUUAAAAAACUAUUCCCACAAAUUAAGGAUAGUCAUAUUGGCAAUUCGCGUGAUACUUCCUUUGAACAAAUGAUCAUGUUUGAAACAAAUGGUCGUGGUGUUGAUUUUGUAUUGAAUUCAUUGGCUGAGGAAAAGCUACUAGCUUCGGUGCGAUGUCUUGCUGAAUAUGGAAAAUUUAUGGAAAUUGGUAAAUUUGAUUUGUCCAAGAAUAAUAAACUUGGAAUGGAAGUAUUUAUGCGAGGGGCGUCAUUUCAUGGUAUCAUGUUGGAUAAUACAAUGCAUGCAGCCGCAAGUCAAAAGCAAGAACUUCAAUCAAUGGUAUGGAAAGGAAUUCAAGACGGUGCCGUUAAACCGUUGCCAAGAACUGUAUUUGGAAUAGACAAUUUAGAAGCGCCAUUUAGAUACUUGAGUGCUGGUAAACAUAUUGGUAAAGUACUGAUUAAAAUUCGAGAAGAUGAGACUCAAAAAACUGUUGUAGUACCUGCAAUACCAAAAUUAUAUGUUAAACAAAAUAAAACUGUUGUGAUUAUUGGUGGCCUUGGUGGAUUUGGAUUGGAGUUAGCAAAUUGGUUGAUCCAGAGAGGUUGUAAAAAUUUAAUACUAUCAUCAAGGCAGGGUUUAAAAAAAGGAUAUCAAUCUAUUCGAGUUCAAAAAUGGCGCUCUGUUGGAGUUAACAUACAAAUUUCUACCGCAGACAUAUCAACAAAACAGGGAUGCAUACAAAUAUUAAAAUUUGCUAAUCAAUUUGGUCCAGUUGAUGGAAUUUAUAAUUUAGCGGUUUUAUUACGCGAUGCAUUAUUCGAAAAUCAAACCAUUGAAAAUUUCCAAACGUCAUUUAAGGGAAAAGUAUUGGGUACACAAUACUUAGAUGAGGUUAGUCGAACAUUAUGUCCAGAAUUACGUCAUUUUGUUGUAUUCUCGAGUGUAUCCUGUGGGCGUGGAAAUGCGGGCCAAACGAAUUAUGGUAUGGCCAAUUCAGCAAUGGAACGCAUUUGCGAAGAGCGUCACGCGAAUGGAUACCCAGCACUUGCGAUACAAUGGGGUGCUAUUGGAGAGGUGGGUCUUGUUGCUGAUAUGCAAGAUAAUGAUACCAUAUUAGAAAUUGGUGGGACACUUCAACAAAAAUUAAACAGUUGUUUCGAUGCCAUGGAUAUUUUCUUGAAACAAAAAUCUCCAGUUGUUGCAAGUAUGGUAGUUGCUGAGAAAAAGUAUGGAUAUGGUGCAGGUGGUAAUAUUUUGGAAUCGAUUAUAAGUAUUAUGGGCAUACGAGAUUAUACGACAAUUAGUAAACAUGUUAGUUUAGCGGAGAUUGGUAUGGAUUCAAUGAUGGCAGUUGAAAUUAAACAAACAUUAGAAAGAGAGUUUGAACUUUUCUUAACACCACAAGAUAUACGUAAUUUAACUUUCUCGAAAUUAACGGAAAUACAAACGCAACUAAAUGAGAACUCGGAAUUAAAUACCUCAACGAUAGCAAACUCGAAUUCUCAAGAAAAUAUAUUUAAAAUGUUUAUUCGUACAUUAGGCAAUGAAAAUCAACCUACUGAACCAAUAGUAAAAAUAAUAUCCACAGAUAAUAAUGUAAAAGCACUGUCAUUAUUUUUUAUUCCUGGCAUUGAAGGACAUUGUCCAAUAUUUGAACCACUGUGUUCGAAAUUAAAUCAUCCAUGUUAUGGCUUACAAAUUUGUUUUUCUGACACCUCUAAUAGUAUUGAAGAAAUAACACAAAAAAUGAUUUCACAUAUUAAAUCGAAAUUAUCUGAAAAUGAAGAAUAUGGACUUGUUGGAUAUUCAUAUGGCUGUACAUUAAUGACAGAAAUUUCUAUACAGUUAGAAAAAUUAGGGCAUAAAGGUCGAUGUUUAUUCAUUGAUGGAUCUCCAACAUUUGUCAAAUCAGUAAUUUGCAAACAAUUUUCAAUGACCAAUGAUUUAUCUUCAAAUGUUAUAGAAUCAAGAUUGCUUAUAAUGAUGUUGUCGUUGUUUGUUAUUGAAAAUGUUUCAAAUAUUUUGAAUGAACUUGAAAAUUUACCAAAUUGGGAAUCACGAGUUAAUCUUUUUAUAUCAAAAAUACCAAAAGAUGUUUCAUCCUAUUCUGAGAAAUAUCUUCGGACAAUAUGCAACGGCUUGUUGGCUCGAUUUCAAUCAAUUAUAAAUUAUAACAUAUCCGAAGAAAUUAAAUUAAAUGUUCCAAUUGCGCUAGUACGACCCACCACGCAAGUUUUAAGUGAUAUAUCCGAAGAUUAUGAUUUAUCAUCUUUAGUACACAAAGAGUCAUCAAAGAUAAAUGUUACAGUCCUCGAUGGUGACCAUUACACUAUUUUAGAAAAUGAAUUGUUAUCGAAUUUAGUGAACGAAUUCUUUUCGUAAAAUAU
Chrysoperla carnea is the source of this 4859-nucleotide messenger RNA. RefSeq names its product fatty acid synthase-like. Gene Ontology annotation, molecular function: oxidoreductase activity; fatty acid synthase activity. The record is from RefSeq and is a predicted model, not a curated record. The coding region runs from base 148 to 4854 and encodes 1568 amino acids. Gene Ontology annotation, biological process: fatty acid biosynthetic process. The transcript is spliced from 10 exons. Lineage: Eukaryota; Metazoa; Arthropoda; Insecta; Neuroptera; Chrysopidae.